CUGCAGCGCAAGCCCGUCAGAACAAGAUAUAUUGGACGAGGUAACAUGUGCCAGAGUGCCACCCUGCCCUCAUUGGUCCACUCUACAGCAGGCAGGGCCCAGCAACUCCAUGGAAAUGAAUCCCCUCCUCCCAUUUAGCUUGUUCCCUGUCUUUACGGAGAUGGACCACCUCCACAAAGCUCUGAUUGGCCCAGGGUUUCGAGUGGCCACACCCCUGAGGAAGGAGCCUAGCUCCUGUAGCGUAUGCCAACUGAAGUUUAACUCAGAAAGCCAGGCCACAUCCCACUACAGUGGAACCAAACACGCCAAGAAGCUCAAAAUUAAAGAUGCUCCUGACUGCAAGUCUAAAAGCAACGACGCGGUCUCCAAGGAAACCACACUUCAGCCUCUCAACACAGACACAGAUGGCGCAGACGGAAUUGAGCUGGCACCACCCAGCGCCACAGAGGCAGCACUGCCGAGUUGCCUGCCACCCAGAACCACCGAGGUAUCCGCUGAGCCCCUCUCUUUAGAGAAGGAGAUGGACAAGGAGGCGGGAGGGGAGGUUGAUGAGGAGACGGAGGAAGAGAAAGCGAUGCGACUUCUGUAUUGUUCCCUCUGCAAAGUCGCUGUGAACUCUGCUUCUCAGCUUCAGGCUCACAACAGCGGUACAAAGCACAAGACCAUGCUGGCAGCCCGGAGUGGGGAGGGAGCCAUCAAGUCCUUCCCCAGGUCAGGGGUCAAAGCCAAGAUGGCCGCUCCCACCGAGGCACUAACGGGCCUCCAGAACAAAACAUUCCACUGUGAGAUCUGUGACGUGCACGUCAACUCCGAAACACAGCUCAAGCAGCACAUUAGCAGUAGGAGGCAUAAAGACAGAGCUGCAGGUAAACCAGCCAAGCCAAAAUUCAGCCCCUACAGUCCCACCCAGCGCAGCCAGACUCAACAAGCUGUGCGUCUUUCUCUGAGGAAGGAACAGGACCUGGGCAAGCCUCUGGCCUCCUGUCUUUUACAACGGCAUCUUUCUCUUGCUACCGCUGCUGCCAUGGCAACUCUAUCACCCUUCCAUCUGCGCCCCGCCUCUACUCCCAACCCCGCCCUCUUCCAGGCCCAAACACUCCCCCAGGCUCUGCUGCACCCUCCCCCUGGGCCGAUCCGGUCAGCGCGCACACCUGUGCUCUUCUCCCCGUACUGACGCACACCUGAACCACACUUGAACCACAGCUGGACCACAGCUGGACCACAGUGGACCACAGUGGACUACUGAUAUAAAUACAGAACAGACAAACAUGAGAAACACACUUUUAUCUUUGGAUCUUUUGGAGGUUCCUACUUGUUAGAUUCCAUGCGCUGCCUCUUUUUUCUAUGUGCUCAUGUUCGAGCGUGCGUGUGAAUGUGUGUGUGUGCGUGUUUAUGUUUACAUUUGAACACCUGUGGAUUUUCAAUAAAAUAUAUGUGGAUGUUGA
Molecule: messenger RNA, 1445 nt
Organism: Osmerus eperlanus (European smelt)
Lineage: Eukaryota; Metazoa; Chordata; Actinopteri; Osmeriformes; Osmeridae
Product: zinc finger protein 385D-like
Exons: 8
Coding region: 110-1174 (354 amino acids)
Cellular component (GO): nucleus
Molecular function (GO): nucleic acid binding; zinc ion binding
Source: RefSeq, a predicted model, not a curated record